GAGACAACGUUACAUGCGUCAUUAUUCAGCAUGGAGAACAAGAUGCUCCAGAUGGCUGCUUGUUUGGCACUGAUUUUUUCAAGUGUGUGUGUGGGUGAAGGAAUCUUACCCCUUGGGCCCCUGAGUGGAGCAGUAGCGGGGACAGUGAAGUUCACCACCACCCUCAGUCCUCCUGGGAGUCCAUUCCUCCUGGUCAGCUGGAGCUUCAAAGAGGUGAAUAUCAUCACCUUCACCAGCACAAAUGUCACUGAGCCUGGAUAUGUCAACAGGAUCUCUUUAGACCAAGCCACGGGAGGCCUGGAGCUCAGGAACCUGGUGCUGGAGGACAGCGGGGAGUACACAGUCACCAUCACACAGGACGGAGGGCAGCAGAAACAGGGCAAGACUACACUGAAUGUGUAUGCACUGAUAACCGGAGCCACCAUCCAAACCCCUGCAGCUAUUUUAAUAGAAGACAAAAGCUCCACCAACCUCAGCUGCGAGGCGUCCGGGUCCAUCAGCACCAGAGUUUGGAUGAAGGAUGGCCAGCUGCUCGAAAAGAGUGGCAGAGUCAGUUUCUCAACAGACAACAGGACAGUAUUCGUGCAACCUGUUCACAGUUCCAGCCACGGCACCUACCAGUGUCGAGUCAGCAACCCAGUCAGCACCAUGACUGCAGCCCGUAAUCUCUCUGUGAACUUUGGUCCACAUAACGUAUCAAUUAGUGGACCUUCUUCAGCUGCCCUUGGCCAGAGAGUGACACUGCAGUGCACAGCCAACUCUGUCCCACCAGCAAAAUUCAGCUGGAUGUUCAACGGCAAUGAGACACAUGUUAAUAACUCCAUGUACAUCAUAGAGAGGUUGGAGGCAGAAAGCAUCGGUAAUUACACCUGCACUUCCAGAAAUAUGGUGACCAUGCUGGAAAACUCUACAGUUCUGAAUCUGAGAGCAUCCUGCGCUGCUCCCUGCUGGUCAUUUUUACUGAUGCUGAUGAGUGCGCUGACUGUGAGAAAGUUAAUGUAAAAGAAAGUGGAAGAUUCUCUCUUUCCUGAUGCAUUUUGCUCAUAACGGAAGACGUUGAUUAAAAUCAAUAAUAAUGUGCUGUACAUGAAAUGCUAUUUUGACUCAUGACUAUUUUAUUGACUUUGAAUAGAUGCCAGAACUUAAUACAGAGAAAUAGAAACUCUCACAUUGAAAAUAAACAAGUAUCUUUCUUGUUAAUUAAAUAGACUAUAGAGAUAUAAGAGUGCAAAUGCCUCUGUGUCCACAUUUGGUACCACAAAUAAUAGCCCUAUAAAUUAUGUUUACUUAUACUGCCGAAAUAUUUAGCAGUUUUAAAAGCAAAAUACAAUUAAAAGUCUUCUGGGAUUAUUUUUGAAGACGCUAAACACUUUUUUCUACUUUUUUAUUCUAAAGAAUAAAAAAAUAAAAUAAUGCAGACAUAAUUUUCCAUGUCAUUUUUUCCCUGGUAUAUGAAACUGUGUAGUUACAUCUUGCAUCAUUCUCAAUAUCACGGCUAUGAUAACCUUGCUGAAAAUGUGAUUGUGUACAUGUACAAGAUGCAGCAAAGCUUAAGUUUGUGGCAAAUGUUUCUGUUAAGAGCAUAAAAUAAAUAUUGCAAAACGUUUGGAAGAAAUAAUUUAUGGCCCGUUAAGGAAUUCUGCUAUAUUUUCUUGUACUGAGUCUAUCUAACAGAAUUAUUGGGGAAACUGGCCAUGACUUUUACAUUUUUAAUUGAGCCUAAACUAGGCAGCAAUACACAACACGGAAGUAUUA
Etheostoma cragini (Arkansas darter) is the source of this 1755-nucleotide messenger RNA. Its product is annotated as carcinoembryonic antigen-related cell adhesion molecule 5-like. The transcript is spliced from 6 exons. The record is from RefSeq and is a predicted model, not a curated record. Lineage: Eukaryota; Metazoa; Chordata; Actinopteri; Perciformes; Percidae. The coding region runs from base 31 to 1002 and encodes 323 amino acids.